CGCGCCUGUAGCAGCCCGGCAGCAGCAUGGCGGCGGUGGAGAUCCGUGUCUGCGAGACGGCCGGCUGCAGCAGUGAGGCCAAGCUGCAAUGCCCGACCUGCCUCAAGCUGGGUAUCCAGGGUUCCUACUUCUGCUCUCAGGAAUGCUUUAAGGGAAGCUGGGCCACUCACAAGUUAUUACACAAAAAAGCGAAAGAUGAGAAAGCUAAACGUGAAGUUUCCUCUUGGACCCUGGAAGGUGACGUGAACACAAAUCCCUGGUCUGGUUAUCGAUAUACUGGUAAACUCAGGCCACACUAUCCACUGACGCCAACAAGACCUGUGCCAAGUUACAUUCAGCGACCGGAUUAUGCUGAUCACCCACUAGGAAUGUCUGAAUCGGAACAGGCAUUAAAAGGAACCUCUCAAAUAAAAAUACUGUCAUCUGAAGAUAUAGAAGGAAUGCGAGUAGUGUGUAGGCUUGCUAGAGAAGUAUUGGAUGUUGCUGCCAUGAUGGUGAAGGCAGGUGUAACUACUGAAGAAAUUGAUCAUGCUGUCCAUUUAGCUUGUAUUGCAAGGAAUUGCUAUCCUUCUCCUCUGAAUUAUUAUAACUUCCCUAAGUCCUGUUGUACGUCAGUGAAUGAAGUGAUCUGUCAUGGAAUUCCUGACAGGAGGCCAUUGCAGGAGGGAGAUAUUGUUAAUGUGGAUAUUACUGUCUAUCGUAAUGGCUACCAUGGAGAUCUGAACGAGACAUUUUAUGUUGGAGAAGUUGAUGAGGGUGCAAGAAGGCUUGUCCAAACAACUUAUGAGUGCCUAAUGCAAGCUAUUGAUGCAGUAAAACCUGGUGUUCGGUACAGAGAGCUGGGAAACAUUAUUCAGAAACACGCUCAAGCAAAUGGAUUUUCAGUGGUUCGGAGCUACUGUGGACAUGGAAUCCAUAAACUUUUCCAUACGGCCCCUAACGUGCCACAUUAUGCCAAAAAUAAGGCAGUUGGAGUCAUGAAGCCAGGUCAUGUAUUUACAAUUGAACCAAUGAUCUGCGAAGGUGGUUGGCAGGAUGAAACAUGGCCUGAUGGUUGGACUGCAGUAACAAGAGAUGGAAAGCGAUCGGCCCAGUUUGAACACACACUUCUGGUCACCGAUACAGGCUGCGAGAUCUUGACCCGGCGGCUGGACAGCACUCGUCCCCAUUUCAUGACCCAGUGAUAGUUCAGACUGAGCAGGUGGAUCAGAAUGAUACAUAUAUGAUAUUUUUUUUGUCUCUGUACUAUGCAUUUUUUUUAAGAGUACAGAAUAAGGAGAUUUCAUUAUUUACUUUGUUCUCAGUGAUUGUAGAUAAGAGGAAUAUCUUGAAGAACCUGACCCACUGUCUGGAGAAGCAGAGAAGGAUUUAAAGAAUCUCCUGCUUUCCUCCUACCUACAACACUCACGCUAUAUCUUUCUUUUUUCUUCAGUUAUCUCUUUAGCACCUUUCUUCCAAGUAGAUCCACAAACGCUUCCAUUGCUGCCAUGAUAUUAGUUAGAAAAGUGUGGGUAAUCUUUCCCAUUGGGACUUGAUCUUCUGGCAUCCAGGUUUUUUUUACCACUUCCGUGUGCCCUGUCACUCUUGGAGUGGCACCUGAGAUCUUAAGCAUUUCUAGCUCCAAAGACUUGCUCCUGCCUCUGCAGAUUUUGUUCUAAUGGGCUGGGCCUUGUUUGUUUAUCAUUUGAAAAGGAGGGAGAAGGGAGAAAGAGAAACAUGUUGCCAAGAAUAGGCUCUCCUUACCUUUAAUCCUGUCCUCAUCUCUGCUGAUGCCUCUGUGGUGAUUGCGACUGUAGGUCACAAUUGUGUUAAUGGCAGGUCUUGUUUCUCUUGCUGGAGAUUUGAUAGUAUGGGCUUCCUACAGGGAAAAUUAGUAAAUUCUGUCUUAUAUGCAGCUCUCUGGACUAAGCUGAUUCUCAGCGAAGCAGCACUUGCAGGCAGUCUCCUGCCUCAAAGGCUUGGUGAAGCUAAUGUAGUAGGCUUGCCUAGAUGAAGGAAUGAGACAAGAACCAAAAAGACCCCUGUGUGUGUCAGCUGUGUGAGGCGUUUUUAAAAGCUACAUCCACAGAAGCUGUGAGGGGAUUGGAUUUGCAAGCGUUACAGUGAAAUGAGCAUCUGUUCUCAAAACAAAUCUGAGCGUGAGAAAAUGAAACAUCUUCAAUGCUGUAUUCAUUUUUUUUUGAUAGUUGUUGAACGGGUCAUAUUUUUCCCCCCAGUUAAAUGAGUUUUGUACUUUUGGAAGGUCUGAGGGGGGCAGCUACAAAAAUGGAUCUUUUUUUUUUCCUCCAACUGGGUAUAGAGUGAGCAAUAUUAGUAUAUAUACCACUGUAUUUUUUGUUAAUGGGUCACGAUGAGCUGAACACUGGCACGUUAAGGCGUGUGGAUUGAUUAAGCCUCUCUUUUUCUCUUUCUUUUCCUAUGCCCACUUCCUUUCCAUCAUCUUUGGUGUCUUUGCUGAGGGAAUUUAUUUUGUUUUCUUCUGAACUGUAAUGAAAAAUUUUUUCAGACCCCACUGCAGACUUUGCGUUACACCACUCUAAUGCAAGAAAUAGUUAAACCAAUGCAGACAUUAAACCAUACAAUGAGGGGCGUAAAAUA
Colius striatus (speckled mousebird) is the source of this 2598-nucleotide messenger RNA. It is a transcript of the gene METAP1, whose product is annotated as methionyl aminopeptidase 1. The record is from RefSeq and is a predicted model, not a curated record. Lineage: Eukaryota; Metazoa; Chordata; Aves; Coliiformes; Coliidae. The transcript is spliced from 11 exons. Bases 27 to 1184 code for a protein of 385 amino acids. Gene Ontology annotation, biological process: proteolysis. Gene Ontology annotation, molecular function: metalloaminopeptidase activity.